Molecule: messenger RNA, 2243 nt
Organism: Anthonomus grandis grandis
Lineage: Eukaryota; Metazoa; Arthropoda; Insecta; Coleoptera; Curculionidae
Product: ubiquitin-associated protein 1
Exons: 4
Coding region: 277-1854 (525 amino acids)
Biological process (GO): ubiquitin-dependent protein catabolic process via the multivesicular body sorting pathway
Cellular component (GO): ESCRT I complex
Molecular function (GO): ubiquitin binding
Source: RefSeq, a predicted model, not a curated record
GUUGACAGUUCCCACACAAAAAAACUAAAAAAAAUUGUGAUUUGUGAUGAUUUACUUACUACAAAGACCUGUUUUUCUUUAAAUUUUCUGGAAAAUCCAACGUUUUUAACUCAUUAAAUCAACCUUCGAAACCCAUUAGUGUUUUAAAACGCCCAUACCGAAAUUUCACCUCUAAAAUCCAGUUAUAGCAAUUAGUUUUACUUCAAGCUACUUCAAGGAUUUAUUUUAUUAUUUAGAAAUCCCUUUUUUCAGUUUUCGACAAAUUUAUAAGUGAAAAUGUCCAAUAACUCUUACAUGGAUGAUGUUAAAGUGAAGAUAUCUGAAAGGUACAAACCUCCCAUGCGAAUCAGUAUGCCAAUAUCUUUUGCUCAACGUAUAUCCUUUAACAAACAGUUAACUGAUAAUAGGCCAGACUGUAAUUUUCAAUUCGAAAGAGAGGUGAUUGAAAAAAUGGUGGGCUUAAAGGAGGCAAAGAGAACAUUGAAGCAAGAAAGAAGACAAAGACUUGAAACUGCAAAAAAAGAAUUUAAAGAAAAGUUAGAAAAAGAAAAACAAGAAACCUUAGACCGAAUAGAAAAGGAGCAAGCAGAGGCUCGCCUAAAAGAAGAAGCUAGAAUAGUAAAUGCCCAAGAGGAUGUUAAAAUAAAUAGUAGUGCUGCACCAAUAUCCCAUUCAAAUCAACAACCCUACACUAAUCAUAUAAAUUCUUCUAGUCAAAGUUACUUUACCAAAAAUGGUAUUCUUAUGCCAAUACCUGCAACCAGGUGUGACAAUUUGAAUAACAUUCUAAAGCCCGUUCCUACAACUAAUACUUCCCUUCAACCACAAAGGCUUCCUACGUUAUCAAAGCCCUUUAAUUUGGCAGAUUUUGAAUCUGACACCUCUAGCCCUUUCGAUAAUGUAGAAUUGAAAUCAAUUAACGACCUUGAGGAGCUUGCACAGGUUUUAAAGACUGAACAAGCCAGUUACCAACCCAAUCCUUACCCUAAUAAUAGAAUCUAUCAAACUCCUGUAAACUAUAGUAGUUCAGAACCAUCCAAAAGCUAUGUAAACAUCCCUACAGAUAUGAAAAGUUACACUACAUUUCCUCCAAAUGGCAGCUUAAAUUACACACAGAAUUCGAGAUCUUACAUACCAAGCUCCAUAGUUUCCCAGACCCCAAUGAAUUAUAGUCAAGUUUCAAACGCUUACAGUACAGUAAAUACUACUUACAAUCCAAUUUCGACAUAUAGCCAAUAUAGUAAUCCUUAUGUCAACCCUGGCAACUAUCAGGUUCCUAGCACCACAUCCACAUAUAGCACUCAGCAAUUAAACGGUUAUCAUUACAAUGUAACUCCUCAAACAACCAGUCAAGCCCAACUAAAUAAUCCAUAUGGAUUGUAUGGAGUCUCAUCUCAAUCCCUACAAAAAUCUAACUGCAAAAGCGUCCCGGAUUUAGUAAAAAGUAUCGAAAGGGAGCUGGAUAGCACCCACUUGACUGAUCAUUAUGCUGCAGCUGGUGGACGUUCCAUAUCUAGUACUUACACGACUACAGAUGUUGUUAUACCUAGACGGCCUAAGAGUACAGACUCGGUAUAUCCCAAAACGAAGGUGAAGGACGGCACUCAAAUGGUCCUAGACAGGUUAAGCAGGGAACAAAAGGAGAUUUGUAGGAAUAUUAAUCUUAUGGGUUUUCCAUUGGACAGGGUUGUAAGGGUGUGUGAGGUUGUCGGAACUGAUCAGAAGAAGAUAGUUGACCAUUUAUUAGCGCUAUCCGAACUCCUGGAUCUCGGUUUUUCAGAAAAGGCAGCAUCGGAUGCCCUGGUUAAAAACGACAACGAUAGGGACAAAGCAUUGGAGUUGCUCAUCUCUUAAGAUUAUUGGUCGACUACUUAUUGGGCUGUGCUGAAAUGCAUUUUAAGAUUUAAAAAAAAAAGUCGGAGCCAGAUAGUGACGUAUUAAAAUACCGUGCCAACGAAACAUGAUGCACUUCUGGAAUUUUUACCUAGUUGCUUCGAGAGUAAUGUGAGAUAAGACCUUAGUGUACCAUAGGUUUAUAAAAAAAAGUAUAAUAAUGACGUAUGAAAUAAAUAUAAAGCUUUUUUAAAUUAGUGUAAAUCAUUUUUUGAGUCGGUUACUGUAAAUUUUGUAAUGAGUGCGAGUAUUUCUCCGAGCUUGUUGCACUUGACUUAGUUGCUUGAAGGUGUUAUUAAUUUUAUAUCUGAAAGAGCGUAAAUACUCAAAUAAAUAUGUUAUUUAUUAUA